Molecule: messenger RNA, 785 nt
Organism: Thelazia callipaeda (thelaziosis nematode)
Lineage: Eukaryota; Metazoa; Nematoda; Chromadorea; Rhabditida; Thelaziidae
Source: the annotation of a GenBank genome assembly
GUUUCAACUUGCAGGAAAUCAACAGCAGGUUAUAAUUUAACCAAACUUUUUGUCGGUUCUCAGGGAACCCUUGGAGUGAUAACCCAAGCAGUAGUAAAAUUGCAUGCAAGACCAGCAGUUUGUAGUGUUGCAGUCUGCCCAUUUUUAACCGUGAACAAGGCUGUUGAAGCAGCUGUUGGCACACUUCAGUGUUCAGUACCAAUUGCAAAAUUAGAAUUUUUGGAUGCCAAUGCGAUCGCUGCUUGUAAUAAAUAUAGUAAAUUGACACUUACUGAAUCACCAUCUCUUUUCGUGGAGUUUCAUGGUAGUUCUGAAGCUGAAGUAGCCGCGCAAGCAAGUCUUGUUGAAAUAUUUGCUAGCAACGAUGGUACUCAAUUCACUUGGCUGCAUGCACUAGAAGAACAGAAAAAACUUUGGAUUGCUCGACAUUCAGUACAUAAUUCCAUCUUGUCUUUGAAAGAUAAUCUAGCACAUGCUUUAUUAUUUAUUUUUGAUGGAGCAGUAGUCGGUCACGUAGGUUUUGGUCACUUUCGCUGCAUUUUAUUAGCUGAUGACUCCGAUGAAAAUCAGAAAAGAGUCAUUAUGGAAUUAUUCGACCAUACUUAUAGGCGCGCGCUCGCAGUGGGGGGAUCAUGUGCUGGUGAAUUUGGGAUCGGAAUUGAUCAACGAAAAUAUUUGAAAACUGAACGUGGGGAAGUCGGCGUGAAUACAAUGAUUGCCAUUAAAAAAGCAUUGGAUCCAAAUGGAAUAAUGAAUUCCAAAAAACUCUUCAUGGAGAUCUGAAC